Molecule: messenger RNA, 3372 nt
Organism: Cryptomeria japonica (Japanese cedar)
Lineage: Eukaryota; Viridiplantae; Streptophyta; Pinopsida; Cupressales; Cupressaceae
Product: disease resistance protein Roq1
Exons: 5
Coding region: 400-3159 (919 amino acids)
Biological process (GO): defense response
Molecular function (GO): ADP binding
Source: RefSeq, a predicted model, not a curated record
AAACCUCCUUGAUGGGUGUUGGUAACCCUAGCUAUUUUGUAUCCUUUUUCCAAAUCCAGUUCACUCUGCUUUAGGAAGAUUCAUACAUUUUGCAAUUCUAGUCCUACAUCCAUGGCUUCCUCUUCCUCCUCUCCUCUGGCAAGAUCGAUUGUAUCUGCUAAACUGUAUGAUGUAUUCAUCAGUCAUCGAGGCCCCGAUGUCAAACAAACCCUUGCUAAACAACUGUAUGACCUCCUUCAGGAAAGAGGGUGCCAGGCAUUUCUAGACCGUGAAGAGAUACAAGGGGGAGACUCUAUUCCAUCUGCCAUUCACAAUGCCAUAUGCUCAUCUGUUGUCCAAAUAGCCAUUUUUUGAAAAGGGUAUGCACAAUCUUCAUGGUGUUUGGACGAGCUGGUUAUUAUGCUACAACAAACCGAUGCCCUGUUUAUUCCUGUUUUUUACGAUGUCAAGCCAUGGGAGCUACGGUACAUCCAGAACGAGAAGUCACAAUAUGCUGCGGCAUUUUUUGAUUAUCAAAGGCAAGGCAGGAAUCUUGAUAAGCUUCAUAAAUGGAAAAGCUCGCUUGAAUCUGCUUCAAAUAUAUCUGGUUAUGAACUUAGCCAGUAUCAAGAUAAUUUGUAUGAAAAAAUUGUGUCUCGUGUGAUACAAGUAGUGCAAGAAAAGAAAAACAGUAUAGCAUUAGAUGUUGCUAAAUAUCCGGUUGGACUUGCUGAACUCGUCCAAGAUUUUGAAAGGUCUUGUCCAAAGACAGAGACAGUGAGGGAGAAGGUCACCAUAAUAGGGAUCUUUGGUCUAGGUGGGGUUGGCAAGUCUACCCUAGCAAAAGAAUUGUAUAACAGGAGGAAUUCAGGCUACCAUGCAUCAUGCUUUCUCUCUGAUGUGAGAGAAUCACAUGUCAAGGGUGAAUUGCACUGCUUGCAAAGUCAGCUCUUAGAAGAUCUUUUCCCUAAAGAUAAAGAGAUAAAAGAACUAAAGAUUAGAAGUGUGCAUGAUGGAAUCGGAAAGCUGAAGUAUCAUUUGGGAAGGGCAAGACAUUCGCAUUUCCUUAUAAUUCUAGAUGAUAUAGAUCGUGAGAACCAGCUAGAUGCCCUUUUACCUGAAGGUAUGCUGAGCUCUGCUAGUCUGGUAAUUAUUACAACCCGCGACCAGAGUGUGUUAAGGGAUGCAGAUAUCCACUAUAAGAUGAAGGGAAUGGAUAAGGAUCGUGCUAAAAUUCUCUUCUAUAGACAUGCUUUCCGUGGACAGGAUCCACCCAUUGCAUAUGAAAAAUUGGUUGAGAACUUCGUGGAAUUCUGUGGAGGUUUACCUCUCUCACUCGAAGUUCUGGGUGCCCAUGUUUAUCGAAGGAAUGAACAUUAUUGGGGGUUAGAAUUGGAAAAAGUAAGGAAAAUCCAGUCUAAGGAUGUAAUGCAAAGACUUAAAAUUAGUUUUGAUGGUCUAGACAGAGAGGAGAAACAUAUAUUUAUAGACAUAGCUUGUUUCUUCAAUAAGAAAGAAGGAGUUGAUUUGAUGAGUGAUGUUAUAACAAUCUGGAAAGCAUCAGGUUGGAGUGUUGAGCAUGCAGUUAAAACCCUGCAAGAUAAGUGCCUGGUUGAACUGGUUAAGGAAGGGGAAUGGGGAUCCUAUCCACACUUCGAAAUGCAUGAUCAUCUCCGCGAUCUGGGAAGACAAAUGGCAGAUGGCUUUGGCCCUCCUCGACUGUGGAAACCAGACAUCCUUAGAUCUAUGGAAGAAAAAGAAUUUCAACAAAUCCUGACAGAAACAAAGGGCAGGUGUUUCCAUUCAUUCUGGGAUUUCUCCCUUGGGAGCAAUAUUACUUAUUUUAUAGGUAGUUUAAAUGACUCUGUUGAGACUGCCCUCCUGUGGCUUGACAUAGAUGCCGAUCAUUACCUUGAUAAAGAAUUAAAAUGCAUUCCUUCUUGGAUUCCUCUACGAAAACCGCACAAGUUGUCUGUUAAAAGAGUGCGAGAUUUGUGGAGCAGUUUUCAGAAGCAGUUGCAGACCAAUACCCAGGCCAGUUUCGAGUUGAAAGUGCUGAAGAUUUGCUACUCUCCGUCGUUGAAAAAGCUUCCAGAUUUAAUAGCAAUGUUCCAUCAUUUGGAAGAAUUAUACAUAGGCCAUUCCUUGGAGAAGACAGAUUUAACAUCCUUUGUGCAUUCACUUAAACAACUUAGCAAUCUUAGAUCAUUGUCAUUGGAGGAUGCGUACGGCGUCUCCUUCAGUGGGAUUUUGGAUCUGAGCAAAGGUAGAGAUUCAACUAAUUUGCUUUCUUCUACAAGCAGCCGCAUGAACAGCCUUGAAACCAUAGAAUUCCACAACUUACAUAAUAUUUCAAAGUUGCUAAUUAGUGGAGAGAUUUGUCCCAGACUUCAAUCAUUCAAAGUUCGACACAUGGGUAAUCUAAAAGAAGUGCAUUUAGAGCAGCUAGAGAGACUGAAUACUUUUGACAUGUGGCAAUGCCGCGAUUUGGUAAGAAUAUCAGGGUUAUCUUCUAUCACAGGGCUUCAGUCUCUUAAAGUGUGGAGCUGUCCCAAACUGAAAACAAUAUCAGGGUUAUCUUCUCCAACAGGGGUUCAAAUGUUAGUUCAAAUGUUAGAUUUUAGAUUUGGGGAUUUAAAAAUUAGGAUGUCAUCAGCUGCAGAGCGUAGGUGGGGUGGAAGAGAGGAAAUUAACGUGCGUGAGGAUGGAUACGCAUGGGUACGGAAUUGCCUUCAAGAACUGUGGACGCUAGAUAGAGGGUAUGCCGCUAUAACAGGGAUGGCAGUGGAUACAGCAUUGUUCAAGUUGAAUGAAAAACUGUUUUCUGAAGUGAUCGACAGCCAAACAGUCAUCGAGAUUGAGAAAGGAGAGUAUUCCCUAGAAAUGAAAAGCUCAUGGAGUAAAUUCUGUAUAUAUGCUUUGCUUGUAAGGUCUGGUAGUAAUCCUUACAUAGAAUUUCAAUCUGAAAUCACGUAUUUGCAUCCCUUGCCACUUGGAAGUGAAUUGAUGAUUACAGUUUUACAAACCCCGUAUGCUAGUAGUGAUGUUAGGCUGAUAAGCGUCCCAAUAGAGAAGGGGUUUCGGGUCAGGGUGAAUGAAAGGGAAAAAGGGCAAGCUUUAAUUAUAUUGCAAAGGAUUAUUGACAGAUUAUAUAAAAGCUGCCAGCAUAUGACGCGGUGAAGGAAAAACAAAGUAAAAAGCAUUGGUAAGUCUGAUUUACUUACUUUGACUGUCAGCGGUUCAAAAGCUUUGGUCAUCCGUGUUUUGCCAAAGUCUUCAAUUUCUAAUAUUUUAUGUCUGGAAUUUUAUCCUUUAUUCAAUUUGAAAAAAGAGCCUAUCAAUCUUGUGGAUUUUGAAAAUGAAUAGCAAUUUACACUUCUUUUGUGUCUUUAA